Messenger RNA from Erinaceus europaeus (western European hedgehog), 2632 nucleotides. RefSeq names its product VPS37A subunit of ESCRT-I (gene VPS37A). Lineage: Eukaryota; Metazoa; Chordata; Mammalia; Eulipotyphla; Erinaceidae. The transcript has 12 exons. Gene Ontology annotation, biological process: ubiquitin-dependent protein catabolic process via the multivesicular body sorting pathway; protein targeting to vacuole; protein targeting to membrane. The record is from RefSeq and is a predicted model, not a curated record. The coding region runs from base 308 to 1519 and encodes 403 amino acids. Gene Ontology annotation, cellular component: ESCRT I complex.
GCCUCGGGUGGUGGAGAGAACCGGGCCGCCUGACUGGCUGGUUUGGGGCUUCGGGGCCAAGAAGGUAGGACUCUUCCUUAGCCGGCAGCGAGUUCCCUCUCUCCAGCUGCCCGCAGUGCUAGCAUGCUCCCCAGGACCCGAGGAACCCCCGCCGGGUCGGCUUAGAGAAGACGCAGCCCUUCAGCUUUGGGCCGCCCCGGGCGCGCCUGUGUCCACACUCCUUUGCCGCUGGAGAACGGCCGGGCUUAGCAGCUGCGAGAAGCAGGCCAGAGCCGCCCGGGGCCUGGGAUCCGGGGACCCGGGGAGGAUGAGCUGGCUCUUCCCGCUGAGCAAGAGCGCUUCCUCCUCGUCCUCGUCCUCCUCCUCCGCGACUGGGUCGCCCGGGGGCCUCACCAGCCUCCAACAGCAGAAGCAGCGCCUGAUCGAGUCCCUCCGGAACUCACACUCCAGUAUAACUGAAAUACAGAAAGAUGUGGAAUAUAGGUUGCCAUUCACCGUAAACAACCUUACUAUUAACAUUAAUAUAUUGCUUCCUCCACAAUUUCCUCAGGAAAAACCAGUGAUUAGUGUUUAUCCACCAAUACUGCAUCACUUAAUGGACAAACAAGGAGUAUAUGUUACCUCUCCAUUAGUAAACAAUUUUACAAUGCACUCAGAUCUAGGGAAAAUUAUUCAGAGUCUAUUGGAUGAGUUUUGGAAAAAUCCUCCAGUUUUAGCUCCUUCUUCAACAGCAUUUCCAUACCUGUACAGCAACCCAAGUGGGAUACCCCCUUUUGCUUCUCAGGGUUUUCCAUUUCUUUCUCCAUAUCCUCAUCAAGAAGCGAAUAGGACUAUUACUUCUUUAUCUGUUGCUGACACUGUUUCUUCUUCAACAACAAGUCAUACAACAGCCAAGGCUGCUGCUCCUUCAUUUGGGGUCCUUUCAAGCCUACCAUUACCUGUUCCUACAACGGACACUUCAACACUGAUAAACCAAAAUGGUUUUGGUUACAAGAUGCCAGAUGUCCCUGAUUUGUUUCCAGAGCUUUCAGAACUGAGUGUAUCACAACUUACAGAUAUGAAUGAACAAGAGGAUAUAUUACUAGAACAGUUCCUGACCUUGCCUCAACUAAAACAAAUUAUUACUGAUAAGGAUGAUCUAGUAAAAAGUAUUGAGGAACUAGCAAGAAAAAAUCUCCUUUUGGAGCCCAGCUUGGAAGCCAAAAGGCAAACUGUUUUAGAUAAGUAUGAAUUACUUACACAAAUGAAAUCUGCUUUUGAAAAGAAGAUGCAAAGACAGCAUGAACUUAGUGAGAGCUGUAGUGCAAGUGCCCUACAGGCAAGACUGAAAGUAGCUGCACAUGAAGCUGAGGAAGAAUCUGAUAACAUUGCUGAAGAUUUCUUAGAAGGAAAAACUGAAAUAGAUGAUUUUCUUAGUAGUUUCAUGGAAAAGAGAACAAUAUGCCACUGUAGAAGAGCAAAAGAAGAGAAACUUCAACAGGCAAUAACAAUGCACAGUCAAUUCCAUGCUCCACUAUAGGAAAGUUAUAUUCCAGAAGGGGGCCCAGAAAACAAGCUCUUUUGGCCACCAGAACGAAGUGACCAAUGUACAUCCCUGGACUAACCACUGCAGAAACAAAGACACCAGACACAAGAACUCGGCGCCAAGAGCUGCUAGCACUCUGGUGCAGAAAAGGGAAAGCAAGAAAUUCCCACCUUCAUAGGUCUCUGGGAAAGGUAGACAGUUAGUUAACAGAUGUAUUUUUUUUUUUAACUUUAUUUACUGUUUGAUAGAACAGAGAGAAAAGGGAGAGGGAGAUAGAAAGAUACUGGGGCCGGGUGGUGGUGCACCUGGUUGAUCACACAUGUUACAAUAUGCAAGGACCCAGGUUCGAGUCCCCAGUCCCUACCUGCAGGGGGAAAGCUUUGCGAGUGGUGAAGCAGUAACUGCAGGUAUUGCUCUGUCUCUCUUCCUCUCUAUCCCUAGCUUCCCCUUCAAUUUCUGGCUGUCUCUAUCCAAUAAAUAAAUAAAGGUAAUAAAAAAAAGAUACCUGCAGCACCACUCAUGAAGCUUUCUCCCUGUAGGUGGGGACCAGGGGCUUGAACCUGGGUCCUUAUGCAUGGUAAUACAUGCAUUUAACCUGGUGGGCCACCACCUGGCCCCCAUAAAUGUAUUUUUAACUAGAAAUCUAUUGCUCAAGCUAUAUAUUUUCACAGAAAGAUUGAACUUCUGAGUCUGUUAACUCUUAACUGUAUACUGAGGGUGACUGUUUGAAAUCCACCAGCCUCUAUUCUCUGUAAACACUGAUCUAGGAGUGUGCCAGACCAGAAGCCUCGCCCUCAGAUGAAAACAUCUAGAAGGAGCUGGGCUGUAGUGCAGCGGGUUAAGUGUGUGUGGCGCUAAGUGCAAGGAUCCCGGUUCUAGUCCCUGGCUUCCCACCCGCAGGGGAGUCACAUCACAGGCGGUGAGGCAAGUCGGCAGGUGUCUUAUCUUUCUCUCCCCCUCUCUGUCUUCCCCUUCCUCUCUCCAUUUCUCUGUCCUAUCCAACAAUGACAUCAUUAACAACUACUACUAAACUACUGCUACAACAAUAAAAUAACAAGGGCAACAAAAGGGAAUAAAUAAAAAUAUUAAAAAAAAAAAAAAGAAGAA